AUGGGCUGCAGCCCGCCAGGCUCCUCUGUCCAUGGGGUUCUCCAGGCAAGAAUGCCGGAGUGGGUUGCCAUGCCCUCCUCCAGGGGACCUUCCCGACCCAGGAUCGAACCCAACCCAGGGAUCAAACCUGAGUCUCUGUACCUCCUGCAUUGCAGGUGGAUUCUUUACCCACUGAGUCAUCAGGGGAGUGCCUUUGUCAUAUUUAUUUCUUGUCAACUUUUAGAGAAAAAAAAGAAUGAAGAAAGGAAGGAAGGAGGGAAGGCAGAGAACAGGGAGGGGGGAUUCAAGGAUGAAUGUUAG
Molecule: messenger RNA, 300 nt
Organism: Rangifer tarandus platyrhynchus (Svalbard reindeer)
Lineage: Eukaryota; Metazoa; Chordata; Mammalia; Artiodactyla; Cervidae
Source: the annotation of a GenBank genome assembly